Molecule: messenger RNA, 1280 nt
Organism: Pyrus x bretschneideri (Chinese white pear)
Lineage: Eukaryota; Viridiplantae; Streptophyta; Magnoliopsida; Rosales; Rosaceae
Product: agamous-like MADS-box protein AGL19
Exons: 7
Coding region: 337-996 (219 amino acids)
Biological process (GO): positive regulation of transcription by RNA polymerase II
Cellular component (GO): nucleus
Molecular function (GO): RNA polymerase II cis-regulatory region sequence-specific DNA binding; protein dimerization activity; DNA-binding transcription factor activity, RNA polymerase II-specific
Source: RefSeq, a predicted model, not a curated record
UCAAAUCAGAUGGCCUCCUUGCCCUUUUCAUUUUAUUCCAUGCUUUUUAUAUUUCCUCAAAUAUACUUGUGUACAUAUAUUCCUAGGGUUCUCCUCAUAGACUUUGAGACCUAAAAAGUAAAAGAAGAAAGUAGGGCAAAUCAAUCUGUCUCUAUUAAUCUUUACUAAUAAUUCAUCUUCUUCCUCCUCAAAUUAUUUUCUAGGAUUGCAGGUUUCUCUGGUCUGCCCCCUUUCCAUAUUUAGAAACCCUUUUUCUUGCGGUUGCUUGAGAUUUUCCGGGAAAUCGGCUACUGGGGUUUUCCGGAAUUCGAUUUUCGUGUUCGGAAAGGUGAGAAAAUGGUGAGGGGGAAGACUCAGAUGAAGCGCAUCGAAAAUGCAGCGAGCAGGCAAGUGACUUUUUCCAAGAGAAGAAAUGGGCUGCUGAAGAAAGCCUUUGAGCUUUCAGUCCUGUGUGAUGCUGAAGUUGCACUUGUGAUCUUCUCCGCAAGAGGGAAGCUCUAUGAGUUUUCGAGCACUAGCAUCAGAAGCACAAUAGAACGUUACCAAAUGAGAGUGAAGGAUCAAGGCCAGCUCACUACUAAAGCAUUUCAAGAAGAUAUGGAGCAUGAGACGAAUGACACUCAAACCUUGGCCAAAAAGAUCGAGUCUAUUGAAGCUUCUAAAAGGAAGCUGUUAGGUAAUGAUUUGGAAUCAUGUUCCAUGGAGGAACUACAUCAGACAGAGAACCAACUGGAGCGAAGCUUAAAAAAAAUUAGGGCCAAAAAGAAUCAGUUAUUGAGGGAGCAAAUAGAUAAGCUGAAGGAAGAGGAGAAAAACCUAUUGGAACAAAAUGCAAAGCUACGGGAAAUGUGUGGCAUGCAAUCACUUGGUCCUUCGGGAAAAAGCAAGCAUGGAGAUGAUCGUGAAGUAUUCCAGCCCCAGACACCAAAUGUGGACGUGGAGACGGAUUUGUUCAUCGGGCCACCUAAAAGACAACAAAGUAGCCAAAAACUAUAGGAUGACGAUGAUGAUCUCAAAUUCAACAUUGUUAAUAAUAAAAGUUUUCAGCUUCAAAAAUCUGCAGCAGCAGUUUCACAAAGCUUCCUGAUGGCUGUACGUGAUUUUGGGCGUGCGUCUAAAAUAAUUCUGAAGUAAAACGGUUAAAACAUCUAUGUAGUGUAUAAAUUCACGGAAAAUUCUAACCAAAGCGAAAUGCAUACAGUUAAAUGCGUGAAUAUUUGUUUUCUGAACACAGUACUUUAAGUGAAACAACAUUUAUAUAUAACUAGUAUUUGCCUACA